AUGAUGAAGGUCAUCCUCACAGGUUCAACGGGCUUCGUCGGCCGCGAAGUCUUAUCCCAAUGUCUUGCACAUCCUGCGAUCACCUCGAUCGUAGCACUCAGCCGGCGAGACCUACCAGCACACAAAAAGCUUAAAGUCGCAUUGAUUGAGGAUUUCAUGACCUAUCCUGACUCCAUCCGGGAUGACAUUCGAGAUGCCGAGGCAUGUAUCUGGACAUUAGGCAAGGCCCACAUACCUGAUAAUGACAUCGCUCGACGAGUGAGCUUGGACUUUACUUUUGCCGCAGCGCAAGUCUUUCAGGAGACGUGCCAGAAACCGUUCCGGUUCAUAUACUGUAGCGGUGCUGCCGCCGAGAGGGAUCAGACUAGACCGCUCUGGUUUAUGCAGGGGUAUCGGCGCAUUCGGGGCCAAGUCGAGAAUGGACUUUUGGGAUUUGACAAUGAUCACCCUGGUUUCGAGGCUCAUAUCAUGCGGCCGGCUAUGGUGUUAGCGCAAGGGUCAAGGUUGCCAAAGAUUCAAAGAAUCAAAUUAGUUAUGCCGAUCCCUUCCUUACCCCUCUUCGUUGCAGCGGAGCAACAUGCACGCCAGAAUCCCGAGAAGAUCGCAGUCAUUGACACCACCAAACAACAAUCCUUCACAUUCGUUCAAUUGCUGGCCGAUGCAGCAGCAUUAAGAAAGCGCAUACUUGAGCAAUUGGGAUUGACGGCGGAUUUGGAGGAACGGCGCAUUGCCUUCUUAGUCCCGAAUGGAUAUGACUACGUUGCUACGCAAUGGGCCGUGUGGGCGGCAGGAGGUGUAUGCGUUCCACUUUGCACAAGUCAUCCAGUGAAGGAACUACUAUACACCGUCGGUGAUUCGGACCCCUCAUUGAUUAUUGUGCAUCCGGAAUUCGAGAAGAUCGCACCGUCGCUGCGCAAAGGAUGCGCCACCGAUAUACCAUUCAUUGGUCUGGAACCGUUCUCUCGAAAUGAGGCCCCGACCUUACCUUCUUUCUCCCCGCCGUUUACGCUCACUCGCCGCGCCCUGAUGAUAUACACCUCCGGAACCACAUCAAACCCCAAGGGCUGCGUGACAACACACGAGAACAUCACUUUCCAAGCGAGCUGUCUGGUCAAGGCCUGGAAGUACACUUCCUUAGACCGUCUGAUUCAUGUGCUGCCACUCCACCACGUCCACGGGAUCAUCAAUGGCCUGGCUGCCAGUUUCCUGAGUGGUACCACCGUGGAGAUGCAUCCGAAGUUUGAUCCGAAGGUGAUCUGGGAGCGGUGGCAGGACCACGGUUCCUCGACCUUGUUCAUGGCUGUACCGACCAUUUACUCGCGUCUGAAUGACUACUUCGAUGCUCAUAUCCGCGGCACAGAACAAGAAGAUGCCGCACGGGCUGGAGCUCGUGCUCUACGACUGGUCGUCAGUGGAUCUGCGGCCCUCCCCACCCCCAUCAAAGAAAAAUUCGCCGAAAUCACCGGUCAGGUUCUAUUGGAGCGGUAUGGAAUGACCGAGAUCGGUAUGGCGAUCAGUUGCGGGCUAGAGAUUGAAAAGCGAAUCGAUGGCAGUGUUGGGUGGCCGUUGCCCGGCGUCGAAGUGCGACUGACCGAAAAGGAAACCGGUCGGGUCGUGGAUGAAGUAGAUGAGGAUGGUAUGAUCGAGAUCAAGGGCGGCAAUGUCUUCUGCGAGUACUGGCGAAAACCGGAGGCGACGGCGUCAGAAUUUACAGCGGAUGGAUGGUUCAAGACCGGCGAUGUUGCCAAACGCGAUUCAAGCGGUGCAUACUUCAUCCAAGGUCGUGCCUCUGUCGAUCUAAUCAAAUCCGGUGGAUAUAAAAUUUCGGCAUUGGAAGUUGAACGCAAGAUGUUGGCCAUUCAUGCGAUUCAAGAAGUUGCAGUAGUUGGAUUGGCUGAUCAAGAAUGGGGCCAGCGAGUUGCUGCGGUUGUCAAGUUCCGAGAAGGGACUACACCGCUGGAACUUCCUACGCUACGCGCUGAGCUCAAGAACGAGAUGGCUCCUUACAAGAUCCCAACUGUUCUAAAAGUCGUGGAUGGAAUCGAGCGCAAUGCUAUGGGGAAGGUUAAUAAGAAGGUCAUUGUACAAAGGUACUGGCCGGAUAAGAUUCUUCUGUGGGUCACCAUGACUACUUCAGAAAAGCACGAUGUGCCCACUGGCAACGAGAGUGACGCCAGUGGUUCUUCAAGUUUUAAGGGCAUCAAUGAGAAGGCUUUGUUACGGAAAUUGGACUAUCGUCUUUUGCCACCCCUAACAUUACUCUAUUUACUCUCCUUUUUGGAUCGUAGCAAUGUGGGAAAUGCUCGUCUAGAAGGAAUGACGGAAGACAUCAAUAUGUUACAGAAUUACCCUGGAUAUCUUUCUUCACGGUUCUUCCUGGGCGUUGCAGAGAGUGGAUUAUUUCCCGGUGUCGUAUUUUACCUGUCCAUGUGGUAUAAGCGGAACGAGCAACAUUAUCGCGUGGCUCUGUUUUUCAGUGCUGCCUCGCUGGCGGGUGCCUUUGGUGGUGUCCUAGCUUGGGAAGGGCUGUUGACCAUUGUCGUCUCGAUCAUCGCCUAUUUAUGGGUGUAUAACUACCCAUCAACAGCCGAAUUUCUAUCAAAGGAAGAACGGGAGUUUGUCCAAUUCCGUCUGAAGAAUGACAGUGAUGCCACUCGGGAUGAGGAAUUCACCUGGUCGGCAGUACUGGAUGCAUUCAAAGACCCCAAAGUCUGGCUGUAUGGACUUGGUUUCCACACGAUGUCCUUGCCACUGUAUACCUUAUCGCUCUUCCUUCCGACAAUCAUCAAAGAACUCGGAUACUCAGCCGCAAAGGCCCAGCUGCUUUCUGUGCCCCCGUACGCAGUGGCAUUCUUCCUGACAAUUGGGGUUGCCAUUGCUUCUGAAAAGACACGCAGCCGUGCUCCGUUUAUCAUGGGAUCAUCCGCCAUUGGAUGUAUCGGAUACAUUCUCCUACUAUCACAGCAUCGUGCGGGCGUAUCCUAUGUUGGAACCAUCUUUGCUGCGGCAGGGAUCUACCCAGCUGUGGCUAUUGUGCUGUCCUGGCCCGCCAAUAAUGUGUCUGGACAGACCAAACGUUGCAUUGCCAACGCCAUGCAGAUCUCAAUUGGUAAUCUAGGUGCGGUCCUUGGAACACAGCUAUACCGCACCGAGACUGCCCCGCGGUACUUCCUGGGUCAUGGAUUUGCCUUGGGAUAUCUGGUUGCCAACAUGGUGGUAGUUGGGAUCCUAUGGCAAGUGCUCCGACGGGAGAACGUUGAAAAGGAGCGUCUUAGGGAAGUCCAGGGACUGAGUCCGUUAAUGGGAGACGUGGGUGAUGCGGAGGGAGAAUUCCAAGGGGACAAGGAUCCUCGUUGGGUGUUUCAAACUUGA
This is a messenger RNA of Penicillium hordei, 3372 nucleotides long. RefSeq lists its product as uncharacterized. The coding region runs from base 1 to 3372 and encodes 1123 amino acids. Gene Ontology annotation, molecular function: medium-chain fatty acid-CoA ligase activity; transmembrane transporter activity. Lineage: Eukaryota; Fungi; Ascomycota; Eurotiomycetes; Eurotiales; Aspergillaceae. The transcript is spliced from 9 exons. The record is from RefSeq and is a predicted model, not a curated record. Gene Ontology annotation, biological process: transmembrane transport; fatty acid metabolic process.